ACACUCACAGACAGACAUUGUGAGGCUCAAGCCUUGGUUAUAGUGCUGUGAUAGCUUGCUGUGAUGGACAGGUAGGCAUUAUUUGAAGUCAGCGUCCUAUUUUGACAGAAAUUAAUGCCAGAGCAGUACAGCCACACUGUGACAGUGAGACAUCAAUUUAAGGGCAGCCAGUGAAGCUGUCCAGUGAGGAAGAGGCAAAGAGAUGGUUUGAAGACUUCCAGAGCUCCUCAGGCUUCACAUGGCGAACUUCUAAAACUUACCCUAAUGCUGGGCAUCACAACAAGUAUCGAGUGGACCAAAGGUGCCAACAUAACACCUUUGGGUGCUUGAGCAGGACGAUGAACAAGAACAUUUCUUGCCCUGUUACUCUGUUCCUGUUUCUUGAAAAGGCAGCCAGAAUUUGGAGAAUGGAAGUCAAGGUUUAAUGCUACAAUGCAUAGUUUAAUGCAUUUAUUGAAAAGUUUGAUUUAAAAUGCUCUUAGAGCUUAAAAUAAAUAUAUUUACUAUGGCCAAAGCCCCCUGUAAAAUUAACAAAUAUAUCUUGCCCUAUGGCCAAAAUAGGCCAUAAUACUGAAUCUAUUCAGGAUUUCUAUAUAAAAAGAUAUUGCUUAAUGUAGUAUAUAAGCCAUUGAGAAUACCAAAGACAGUUCUUACAUAUGAAAUUCAGGCAAAAUUGAAAAAAUAAAAUCUCAUUGUUGUGCAAUAUAAAUGCACAACAAUGAGAUUAUCUUUGUGACUGAAAGCAUGAUUUGUUCUCUUGGAGCGAUAAUAAUCAAACUUCUAUCAGAAUCUUUGUUUUUGUGCUUCAUGCUAGACAGACACAGGUGUCUUACACUCAUUACUUUAAAUAAAAAACAGUAUUGGUGUAUUGAUAGAAAAUACAAGGAUUAUAAAGACAACAUAAGCCUCAUUCACCAUAGGUUCCAAUUGCAGCCAUUUUAAAACUGGACCCAUGAGGUAAGAUGGCUGCCAUAUUGUUCCAUCUCAGAACAGUCAUUAUGACACAUCAAAGGUUCUAUAUCUUUGUGACAUAUUUAUGGCAUCACAAUACAAUGGAAUGUGGAAUGUUGGAACUUUCAGUAAGCAGAGAGACUUUUCAUUGCGGUGAUUGAUCUCACACAAGACAGUCAGACUUCAGUAGCUCCAGUAGCGUCCGAAAGAAAGACAUAAACUGUUCCUUUCUGUUGAAGAACAAAGUUCAGUGUUAGAAAACUGAAUUUUCAGUGCAUCUGCAGUUAACAGCUUGCAUUGCCCGUUUCAUCUUCAACAAAAAGUUGACAAGUUGACAUACGGUAUCAUGGGACCUCAGCAACAGCUAACAGCAUCCCAGAAAUCAGCCCAAAUGAACUCAGUGGCACAGUUCUCAAACAGUGGUCUGCUCCAGGCCACUUAUGCCCUGAGAUUCAUUCAGAGACAGCUGGUGGAGCUGGCCAUGGACUGUGACGACACGGUCCAGAAUGGUCUGGUCAGCUUCCAAUACCUAGUGCAGCUGCAAAAUAAACUGGAGAAACUCCUCCAUGAGACCCGCUCAGUUUGCAGUCCUCCUCUCAGAAAACCAGUAGAGAGUGAUUUUGAAACCAUCAAGCGGGUCAGCUGUGGCGGCUUUGGGUCUGUAAACCUUGUGCGCCACACGCUCAGCGGUGAAGCUUUUGCCAUGAAAAUAAUAAAAUGGCAGAACUUCACCAGAAAAUCCGACAUCCGGCAGGUGUUGGCAGAGCGAGACAUCCUCACCUUCACCGAGAGUCCCUACGUUGUCUCGUUGUUUUGUUCACUUGACACACAGAGGGACGUCCGCAUGGUGAUGGAAUAUGUAGCAGGUGGGGAUUGUGCCUCCCUGCUAGAAGACUGGAAACGUUUUCCUGUGGAUAUGGCCAGGAUGUACAUCGCAGAGACCACCAUGGCUUUGGAGUAUAUCCACAGUUACGGCAUCCUCCACAGGGACCUCAAACCCAGCAAUUUGUUGAUCAGUUCCACGGGUCAUAUUAAGAUGACUGACUUUGGACUGGCAAAGAUCGGUCCAGUGCAAAUGACAGGAGACCUCCAAAUGGAACCUGUCGAGAGAAUCGUCCGUGAGUUCACUGAUAAAGAGGUAGCGGGCACCGCAAUCUACAUUGCUCCAGAAACCAUCCUGAAGCGAGGCUAUGGAAAGCCUGUAGACUGGUGGGCCUUGGGCAUCAUUUUGUAUGAGUUCCUGGUGGGUGAACCUCCUUUUAAUGGGGACACAUUCAAUGACCUCUUUAACCGGGUGGUCGACGACGAUAUCAGCUGGCCGGAGGGGGAGAAAGCCCCGCCCACUGACGCCCAGGACCUCAUCAGCCUUCUCCUGCGAAAGAACGCUAUUAUUCGGCUGGGUACAGGAGGAGCCGUUGAGGUGAAGGCGCAUCCAUUUUUCCAGGGUCUGGACUGGAACAACCUCCUAAGUCAGGAGCCUCUAUUUGUCCCCGAACUGAAGACUGAGGAAGACACCAGCUACUUUGACUCCCGCUCAGACUUGUGCAGCGAUGAUGAACAUAGCGAUGAUGAAUCACCUGUGGAACUCCCAGACUUCUGCUCUGUUGCCUUCCGCUUCAGAAAGGUUUACGGCAGCCCGAUGCACGUGUCCAUCUCCACCUUUAACCAGAGCCUGCUGCCAAGACUCAGCGAGGGGGAGGAGUCCAGCAGCGAUGAAGAGGAGUCGUCUGAGUGUGGCUAUUAUGAAGAGUCGUCGUCUGAGGAAGAGCUGGAGUUCAGUAGUGGUGAAGUGGUGUUUGAGUUCAUAUAUAAUGAAGAGGAGGAGUUUGAGAGCACUACUGAUGAAGAGGAGGAGUCUGAGUAUGGCUAUUAUGAAGAGUCGUCGUCUGAGGAAGAGCUGGAGUUCAGUAGUGGUGAAGUGGUGUGUGAGUUCAGAUAUAAUGAAGAGGAGGAGUUUGAGAGCACUACUGAUGAAGAGGAGGAGUUUGAGUAUAGAUAUUAUGAAGAGGAGUCAUCUGAGGAAGAGCAGGAGUUCAGUAGUGGUGAAGUGGAGUUUGUGUACAGAUAUGAUGAAGAGGAGGAGUUUGAGAACACUACUGAUGAUGAGGAGGAGUUUGAGGAAGAGCAGGAGUUCAGUAGUGAUGAGGAGGAGUUUGAGGAUGUUUAUGAAGGCAACAAGUUUGAUGAACUUAAUGAGGAAGAGAAGUGGGAUGAAGGUUUUGAGGAGGAGGAGAAUGAUGAGUUUGAUGAGUUCAGUGAGGAAGAGGACUCUGAGAACAUUCAUGAAAAGGAGGGAAACAAGGAUAAAGUUGAUGAGCAAGAGGAGCAGCAGCAACUUGCUCAACAAAACCAAGCCACACUGAGGAGGAGGAGGGGGAGGAGGAGGAGGAAGAGGAGGAGAGGAGGACGAAAGAAGGGGAGGAAGGGGAAGAAG
Messenger RNA from Thunnus maccoyii (southern bluefin tuna), 3385 nucleotides. RefSeq names its product microtubule-associated serine/threonine-protein kinase 3-like. Gene Ontology annotation, biological process: intracellular signal transduction; peptidyl-serine phosphorylation. Gene Ontology annotation, molecular function: magnesium ion binding; protein serine/threonine kinase activity; ATP binding. The annotation marks the transcript as partial. The record is from RefSeq and is a predicted model, not a curated record. The transcript is spliced from 12 exons. NCBI's taxonomy places the organism in Eukaryota, Metazoa, Chordata, Actinopteri, Scombriformes, Scombridae.